Melitaea cinxia (Glanville fritillary) is the source of this 1996-nucleotide messenger RNA. RefSeq lists its product as uncharacterized. The record is from RefSeq and is a predicted model, not a curated record. The coding region runs from base 18 to 1922 and encodes 634 amino acids. Lineage: Eukaryota; Metazoa; Arthropoda; Insecta; Lepidoptera; Nymphalidae. The transcript has 10 exons.
GUUUCACUUUCCAAAGAAUGAAAUACGCAACGCUUUUUGCGCUGCUAGCGGCCGCGUACGCCAUCGACCCGAUUGCGGUAGAUGAUUUACGAAAUAAGUUUUAUGCGCUCGAAAAUGUACUGUGGAAAAAUGUGACCGCGUGGAGCGCUGCCGGUGGCAGCGGGGACGUGGAACUGACAAAGGCCUUUGUGGCUUUCGACGAAGAAAUAAGAUCCGUGCGUCUACCCCCUCGCUACCCUGUCAACUCGUGGCUGUGGCAGAAGGCGACGGAGAAGAUGAUGAUAAUAAACGGAUACUACGACAACUUCCUGGAUUUCAUCAGGCGGCAGGCUCAGCCAGGCGCCGUACCCGCGCCCGUCAGAGAAUGGCUGGACGUCGCGGACGCUAUCCUAUUCACGAACUCGACGUCGUCCGUGGCGCAGGCAGUGAGGAAAAUCCACGAUCUACUCGAGUUCGGGAACAUGUUCCGUGACAAUGAUUUGAAGGCGGGACACCCGGAUCUGUGCGAGUUACAGAUGUCACCUCAUCAAGUUAUCUUCGAUAUGUUCAACACAAUAUCCCUGACCGAGAUAAAAGGAUACGCAAUGAUGCAGUUCUCGUGGAUGCUGCUCAGGAUAUACGACAGAGGUAACUACACAGAGGAAGCACAUUUGACUCGACUGAGGUAUGCAGAACGUACUGCGCGUAUCGCUGCCGCCGUCAAAUCGUCGCUCGUAUCCGCGGACCGGGGCAUAUACAGAUGUGACCCAGAGCAACACAUACUAGGAGAAACUUAUGACGAAGUCACUAGACUGCUCCAAGGAUUCGUGGGGAACGAAGUAGACAUGAACCCCGACGGGACUUGUAAGGAGAAUUGCGCGUAUUACACGCUCACGAAAUCGUACGGGUGCUUCAAGGAGCAAUUUUGUCAACAGGAGCAAUGUAAGGGCAGGAUCAUCGAUUGUCGCUACAUAGACUCAGAUAUGUGGAUAUGUUUAGCAAACAAGAACAGCCAUCGUCGGUACGAAUGGAUCGAAUACGAAAACGGUAGAACUAUGGGCCAGCAGGGUUAUUGCACGCGAGGAACGACCAAGGUCGACUCCUGGUGGCAAUGGAAUCUUCGCCAUUGUUCAUACUGCUUAUGUCUCUGUGAAGACGAUGUCCAGUCGUCUGAACGGUUCUUCAGCUUACGAGAAGCGACAGCUGAUGUUGAGAAGAGCAAGGUUGUAACUGGUUUACGUCUCGUGAAAUACGGAAGAGUAUUCCAUCUUCAGAUAAGCGAAGGUACCUUGGGGGAGAGAGGCACUGUCACGCCCGGUAGUUGGGUACCAAUACAGAAAUUCGACAUAUCGGAGAUGGGAAUCAGAGAGGGCGUGGACUACCAUACGCUGACGUACGAAAGAAGAGCUAUUGACUUGGAUGAACUCGACUCACCUAGUCUACAUGCUUUAACAGGCGUCAGAUUCCGUAUGAUCGGUGCUCAUUUACACUUCGAGAUACGAUCGACACCCUUCAACUUUACAACUGGCCGACUAUCUCCUGAACGAAGCCAAUGGAUCAGUAACGACAACACAGAGGGUGCUGAUAAACCUAGAACGCGUCUAGACCUCUACAAGCCGGACAUUCCGACGCGGAAAAUCUCUCCUUUACCCGUUGACUCACAACACGAUCAGUACAUAGAGUUCGUGAACAGCGACUUCGAAGCGGAUGCUGCACAGAGCACCGUACCCUUCAUUGACAUACAAACCGUCGAACCGAUGAAAGGAGCGGCGCUCCUGAGCGGCGCGGGCAUCGUCCACCGCGGGGCGCGCGGCUCGGGCGGGUUCAUCGCGCCCAAGCUCUUCGCCUACGACUACUCCCUACACGUCAAGACGCAGCCGCCGCCCGAGAUCGACCCCUUCGACGACCCCGCGGCCGUCGCGCUACCCUCGCAGACGGUUUAGUUACGUUAUAUAAUAUUCGUAAUCAUUUUAACUGUAGUCAUAUUUGAAAUAAUUAAAUUUUAUUUGUAAGUGUG